Messenger RNA from Lagopus muta (rock ptarmigan), 11793 nucleotides. It is a transcript of the gene PCDH10, whose product is annotated as protocadherin 10. Gene Ontology annotation, biological process: homophilic cell-cell adhesion. The transcript is spliced from 6 exons. Gene Ontology annotation, cellular component: plasma membrane. Lineage: Eukaryota; Metazoa; Chordata; Aves; Galliformes; Phasianidae. Gene Ontology annotation, molecular function: calcium ion binding. The record is from RefSeq and is a predicted model, not a curated record. The coding region runs from base 1949 to 5059 and encodes 1036 amino acids.
GUCCCGUCCACAGCCCUCGGCGGAAUCCACGCAGCGGCACAGGGAACGCCGCGGACAGCGCUGCCCGGAAUGGAGCCGCUCGCUGGGAAACGAGCAAAUCGCGGCUCUCGGUUCGCCGCCUCUCGCUGCCCUACCGAGCACACACAGAGCGAGGCGCUGCCCUUUCCCCGUGAGGCACGGGGCUCCUUUCCAUCCCACCCGCACCCGUUUCUGUUCCGCGAGGGGAAAUUCCACAGAUAAAGCGGGGGAAAAAGGCACGGGGCCGUGGCACCUGGGAUUGGACGGAGCUGGAAACACAGCGCGGAUGGAAGGAAAGUCGCGCUUUCUCCACUGUUACACAAACUAAUUAGCUAAGGCAGCCCAAGGGGAGGGGAGAGGGGGAGGCAUUUUCUCAAGUUUCCCUUUGUUUACGGUUUUCCUAACAACGCUGCCGCGCUCGGAAAGGAAAGUUGGUGGCUGGUGGAAACUCCCUCUCUAAGGAGAUGGCUGUUUAUCAUUAGCCGUGCGUGCGCGCUGAUGACGAGCAGUGAUUUCCCUUACUGCGCCAGGUGAAUAGCUGCCUGGUUACAUAGAUAGGCAAGUAGGUAGGUAGAUAGCUGUCUGCUUGCCUGCUCGUCCAUCCGCCCGCGCUGCCCGCGCUGCCCGCCCUGUCUCCCCUGCCUGCCUGCCUGCCUGCCUGCCUGCCUGCCUACGCUGCCCGCUUUGCCUGCCCGCACUGCCUGCGCUGCUUCGCCUGCCUGCCUACCCGCCUCUGAUGCAGCCAACCUGACGUGCGGCGCGGCCAAUAGGGUGCCGCCCCCGGGGGCGUUGCUGCCAGCCGAUUGGUUGGCAGGAGCCGAGCGCUGCGCAAAAACAGCAAAGCCGAGCGCUCCGAGCUCAGAAACUGCCGGCAGAGAUCAGAGGAGCGGAGCCGGGCUGGAGCCGGGACGGGAGGAGAGCGGCGGCGGCGGCGGCAGCAGCAGCAGCAGCAGCAGCAGCAGCAGCAGCAGCAGCAGCAGCAGCAAGCAAAGAGAGGGGUUAGGCGCAAAAGCAGCAAGAGAGGAAAAAAAAAAAAGCAAAACUGAUCGGCACGUCCAUAAAACGCAGAGUGAUGAUGAUGAACGUAAUAAUAGCAAUAAAAGAAGAAAAAGACUGUUGAUAGAAGAGAGAAAAAUCUAAGAUCUUGACAUAAAAAGAGGAAAUCCCAGAGAAAUCAGGGAAUGAAAGUUUGGGUAGAGAAGCUGUUCUUUGCCGUUUUUUAUAUGAAACGUUUUUGCGGGUUAUAAUUUUUUUUUUUUUUUUUUUUUUUUUUUUUUUUUUAAAUUUCGCGAUUUUCUGCCUUUUUCUCGCCUCCGAAGAGGGCAUGUCCACCGGCUCCGCCAGCAGCUUCUCCCCCUCCGGCUCCCACCAGGAAGACAAACCGAGGACAAUCCUGAAAUACAAAAAUUUCUUCCCUGGGAUUUGCUGCUGCUGCCGCCGCUGUUGCUGCCGCGGUGCAGUGCCAAGACUCUCGGAAUAAAUAAAAGCGGGCUACUGUGUGUCUGUAGAUGCGGGCAGCUAAUAGCUAUUAUUAGUUGGCCAUUGAUUUCGAAGAUCACAGAUGAAGUGGGGACGCCUUUCUUCUUCAUUUGGUCAGCGUGUGAAACAAUAAUACUCGUAACAAAUAGGAGGGAGAUGGGGGUGAAAAAAAUCUUGACAUGAUUCAGAAGAAAUAAUACCUAGCGCACUCCCCCCCCCUCUAAGCCGGAGCCCCCCUUCCUUCCCCCUCCCCGCUCCCUCUCUCGCCACACGCUCGCAGGCGCGGACACACACACACACACACACACACACACACACAGAGUCGCGCACACACAUCCACACACAGGCGCACGCACUGUGCUGUGUGCUUUCGGAGGAGGAGGUGGUGGAGGCUUUUGGAAAAGGAAGAAGAGGUGGCGUUGGGGAGGGGGGAUCUCUUUCCCCGUUGGAGAUGAUCGUGCUAUUCCUCUUUGCCUCGCUCUGGAUGCUGGAGGGGGCCCUCGGCCAGCUCCAUUACACGGUGCAGGAAGAACAGGAGCAUGGCACGUUCGUGGGGAAUAUCGCCGAAGACCUGGGCUUGGACAUUACAAAACUUUCGGCUCGCCGCUUUCAGACGGCGUCCAACUCCCGCAGCCCUUACUUGGAACUCAACCUGGAAACCGGGGUGCUCUACGUGAACGAGAAGAUCGACCGCGAGCAGAUCUGCAAGCAGAGCCCCUCCUGCCUGCUGCACCUGGAGGUCUUCCUGGAGAACCCCCUCGAGCUGUUCCGGGUGGAGAUCGAGGUGCUGGACAUCAACGACAACCCACCCUCCUUCCCCGAACCCGACCUCACCGUGGAGAUCUCGGAGAGCGCCACGCCGGGCACCCGCUUCCCCCUGGAGAGCGCCUUCGACCCCGACGUGGGCACCAACUCUCUGCGCACCUACGAGAUCACUCCCAACAGCUACUUUUCACUCGACGUGCAGACGCAGGGCGACGGCAACCGCUUCGCCGAGCUGGUGCUGGACAAGCCGCUGGACCGCGAGCAGCAGGCGGUGCACCGCUACGUGCUGACUGCGGUGGACGGCGGGCAGCCCCAGCAGCGUACCGGUACCGCCCUGCUCACCAUCAGGGUGCUGGACUCCAACGACAACGUCCCCGCCUUCGAGCAGCCCGUCUACACCGUAUCGCUGCCGGAGAAUUCGCCGCCGGGCACGCUGGUGCUGCAGCUCAACGCCAGCGACCCCGACGAGGGGCAGAACGGCGAGGUCAUCUACUCCUUCAGCAGCCACAUAUCGGCCCGCGCACGGGAGCUCUUCGGCAUCGCGCCGCGCACCGGGCGCCUGGAGGUGAGCGGCGAGCUGGACUACGAGGAGAGCAGCGUGUACCAGGUGUACGUGCAAGCGAAGGACCUGGGGCCCAACGCCGUGCCGGCGCACUGUAAGGUGCUGGUGCGGGUGCUGGACGCCAACGACAACGCGCCCGAGAUCAGCUUCUCCACCGUGAAGGAGGCGGUGAGCGAGGCGGCGGCGCCGGGCACCGUGGUGGCCCUCUUCAGCGUCUCGGACCGCGACUCGGAGGAGAACGGGCAGGUGCAGUGCGAGCUGCUGCAGGGCGACGCGCCCUUCCGCCUCAAGAGCUCGUUCAAAAACUACUACACCAUCGUCACCGAGGGGCCGCUGGACCGCGAGCAGCCGGGCGGCGACGCCUACACGCUGACCGUAGUGGCUCGGGACCGCGGCGAGCCGCCGCUCAGCACCAGCAAGUCCAUCCAGGUGCGGGUGAGCGACGUGAACGACAACGCUCCGCGCUUCAGCCAGCCCGUCUACCAGGUGUACGUGAGCGAGAACAACGUGCCCGGCGCCUACAUCUACGCCGUCAGCGCCACCGACCGGGACCAGGGCGCCAACGCCCAGCUCGCCUACUCUAUCCUUGAGAGUCAGAUCCAGGGCAUGUCCGUCUUCACCUACGUCUCCAUCAACUCCGAGAACGGCUUCCUCUACGCGCUCCGCUCCUUCGACUACGAGCAGCUCAAGGAGUUCAGCUUCCAGGUGGAGGCUCGCGACGCCGGAGAGGAGCCGCAGCCGCUGGCCGGCAACGCCACCGUCAAUAUCAUCGUCGUGGACCAGAACGACAACGCUCCCGCCAUCGUCAGCCCGCUGCCCGGCCGCAACGGCACCCCGGCGCGGGAGGUGCUGCCGCGCGGCGCCGAGCCGGGCUACCUGGUCAGCCGCGUGGCGGCGGUGGACGCCGACGACGGCGACAACGCCCGCCUCACCUACAGUAUCGUGCGGGGCAACGAGGCCAGCCUCUUCCGCAUGGACUGGCGAACGGGCGAGCUGCGGACGGCGCGCAGAGUGCCGGCCAAGCGCGACCCUCAGCGGCCCUACGAGCUGGUGGUCGAAGUGCGCGACCACGGGCAGCCGCCGCUCUCCUCCACCGCCGCCAUCCAGGUGGUGCUGGUGGACGGCGCGGCCGAGCGGCCCGGCGGCGGCGGCGGCGGCGGAGCGCUGGGCGCGGGGGUGGGCGCGGGGGGCGGCGGAGGCGGCGGAGAGCAUCGGCCCAGCCGCUCCGGGGGAGACACUUCGCUCGACCUCACCCUCAUCCUCAUCAUCGCCCUGGGCUCCGUCUCCUUCAUCUUCCUGCUGGCCAUGAUCGUGCUGGCCGUGCGCUGCCAAAAGGAGAAGAAGCUCAACAUCUACACCUGCCUGGCCAGCGACUGCUGCCUGGGCUGCUGCUGCUGCUGCCCCUGCUGCAGCCGCCAAGCGCGAGCCCGCAAGAAGAAACUCAGCAAGUCGGACAUCAUGCUGGUGCAGAGCUCCAACGCGCCCAGCAACCCGGCGCAGGUGCCGGUGGAGGAGUCGGGCAGCUUCGGCUCCCACCACCACAACCAGAACUACUGCUACCAGGUCUGCCUCACUCCCGAGUCCGCCAAGACCGACCUGAUGUUCCUCAAACCCUGCAGCCCCUCCCGCAGCACCGACGCCGAACACAACCCUUGCGGGGCCAUCGUGACCGGCUACGCCGACCAGCAGCCCGACAUCAUCUCCAACGGCAGCAUCCUGUCCAGCGAGACGAAACAUCAGCGUGCUGAGCUCAGUUAUCUAGUUGACAGACCCCGACGGGUAAACAGUUCUGCAUUCCAGGAAGCAGACAUAGUAAGCUCUAAGGACAGUGGUCAUGGAGACAGUGAGCAAGGAGACAGUGAUCAUGAUGCCACUAAUCGAGGUCAAUCCUCUGGCAUGGAUCUCUUCUCCAAUUGCACAGAGGAAUGUAAAGCACUGGGCCACUCAGAUCGGUGCUGGAUGCCUUCCUUUGUCCCAUCUGACGGACGCCAAGCUGCAGAUUACCGCAGCAAUCUGCAUGUACCUGGCAUGGACUCCGUUCCAGACACUGAAGUGUUUGAAACACCAGAAGCCCAGCCGGGGGCAGAAAGGUCCUUCUCCACCUUCGGCAAAGAGAAGUCUCUUCACAACACUCUGGAGAGGAAGGAGUUGGAUGGACUGCUGUCUAAUACACGAGCGCCUUACAAACCACCAUAUUUGACAUUUGCCAUCUCUGGAUCUCAAAGUGGAUUAUAAAGAAUAGUGGUUUAAACCUUCCUGCACCUCUAGGAGAUAGCACGGAAAAGGAUAUGCUAGUCACUUCUACAGGACUUACCUGAAGCAGCAUGAUUUGCACAAAAGUCGACCAACAAAAAGCAUCAACUUUCAACUUCAUUAUCUUGGCCAUCCAGUUCUGUCUAACUGAAGGAUUUGUGUGCUGUUGGAGACAUCAUGGCCAACAAUAGGACCUAAUUGCUCUCAGCAGGCCUGAGAAAUGAGUUGAAAUGUGUAGAACUGUAGAAACUUCAGAGGCAACUGAUCUUGCCUCUCUGAUCAGUGUGUGCCUGUUUACAGCACUAUAUAUCUUUCUCUCUCCAAAAUGUCACUGAGCCCUUUAGAUGUUUAUAAUCACCACAAGAAGCCAAUCGUACAGAUAAAAGAAAUGUGCAUUAUAAAUGCAAUAUCACUGUUUUAAACUUGACUGUUUUAUAUUAUUUUUGUGUGAUCAAGUGUUCCCCAAACUAUUCCAACUUUACAAGAGAGAUUGUGAUCAUGUUCUUUUCACCCGUGGGUCACAAACAAUGUUGUUAAUCUGAAGACCCACCAAAUUAUCGAAGACAUUCUGUAGUUUAUACACCGUGUUGCAAAGUGUUUACUGUACUAUUUCAAAGCUUCUAAAUAAAUAUAAAAUAUAUAUAUAUUAUAUUAUAUAUAAUUUUGAGAAAAAUGUGGUACAACUUAGUUGAUUUUUAAAUGGAUUCAUACAGUCUACACCAUACACUAAAAUGAGAAGGUAAUUCAGGGUUCCUAAGCUAUCCUUGCUAAAAACAAAUAUAAAAUAAACCUUUAAUAGUACUUCCCCAAUAUUCGUAUCUUGGUCAAUCCUGUUUUUCUUGUUUAAAAAAAAAAAGAAAAAAAAAAAAAAAAAAAAAAAAAAGAGCUGUAAGCAACAACAACAUUUUGUCUAGAAGUUGUAAUGAAUUUUCAAUGCCAAAGAUGCAGCUGUCAAUAUUACCAGAAUGAGCGCUAUGUACUAUCAGAGGUAUAAUUCACUCUCCAUUAUUUUGAUGGUAUUUCUAAGCUUUUUAAUUUGGAAUCAUAAAACCUUUUAUAAGGCUCUAUAAGCUCACCUAUAUCUGUUGUUGAAAAGAACACUGAGUGUCUGUACAUUUUGCAAUGUAAGAUAUAUGUAAGUGAAGUAUUUUAAGAAAAUCAUCCCGAACUCAUAAAUAUGCAUACGUACAUACACACACACACAAACACACGCACAUCUCUCUGACAUACUUUUGUGAAGCUAUACAAAUAUAUUGCCUAAAAAUAUUUCUCUUGUGGCUAGGAAUAGUUAUUGAUAGAAUUCAAACUACAAAGGCAAAGUAUAUGCCAAAAUAUCGACUCUUUUAUCACAACGGAUGUUUGAAAUUAGGAACACGGCACAUUCUCAUCUGACCCUUCUCCCAUAGGAGUUUAAAAGGGGCUGAUUACCAUCUCAGCUGGGAAAAGGAUCAAGCCCUUUCAUAUAAUCUUUAUGUUCUGUAAUAAUUGUAUGGUUGGAAAUGGUAUAUUAGAGCAAUUUUUUCUAUGAAAUAAUGAAAACAGUAAACUUUUAAAGGUAAAUUCAUCUCCAUGGAGCUUAAGUACCAUUUACUAAAUGUAAAAAUGUAGUAAAGUGCUUUUCUUCUUUUUUUUUUUCCUUCUUUUUGUAUUGGGUUGUUGGUUUUUUUCCUCCCCACUGUAUCUUAAUAUCUGUCAAGUACUGAAAAGAAAUGAUAGAACACUGUGUUAUCAAGCAACGUCUACCCAAAUUUGAACAAAUACCUGGGGACGGUCCAAUAUUAAGACAAGAGAAAACCUUUCAUUGAUUGCAGCUGAAUUUGGAUCAUGCUGUUAUACAGGAAUUCUGGUACCCCCACUAGAGCUACCACAGGACGAAUGCGUGAGAAGCUGUAUUUAGCCACUGCUAUGUGGUUAUUAAGUCUGGUUUUCUUCCCUCUGUCAUUAUUUUUGUUUAUGAUGACAGUUUCUAGAAGACAGAUAAUUCACCCAUAUGGAAACCAUCCUGUUGAGGAUUCAGACAAGAUUGCUGAUCAGUUCCUGAUCAUUCUGGCUGCUGGACUGAGCUCUGAAGUUCAUUUAACUACUCUGAACAAACACUAUUAAACAAUUUUAAUGGAUAUUUCUAGCCGAUCUGUAUCACUCAAAUAUAUUUCGGGGAUCCUUUUAAAAAUAUGUACAAAACACAAUCAGAAGGGAGUGAAAACAGUGGUUACUGAUUUGAACAAACACCAGUCAUGGAAUGUUCCUCUAGCUGUAGACAGUGGGACUUACCGUCACUGAUACACCUUUUUAGUUUUGUGAAGAACAACAAUGAAAUUUGUGACAUCACUUUCACUUAAAGGAUUAUGUUAAAUGGUUGUUUCUGCUUUUAAAGGCCUCCAAGAAAUUUGUUUUUCUUUGUUUCCAAGUACCUCAUUAAUAUUAGAUGUAAAGUAAGUUUGUUUUCAGGUUCUGGGAAGAAAAAUAUUUUUUCUUUCUUUUUCAGAGACAGUGAAGUAUUUUUAUUUAAUAAAGCUAUCUUCACAAUUUGCAUGCAUUUUUUUUUCCUGAAAACUUAACCAUGUCAUAUCAUGUCAUUCCUUUCCAUAACGGAACGUUUUCAGUGAACUGUGUAUUUGAUACACACCUCUUUUCUCUCUCUCUUUUUUUUUUUUUUUUUAAGUUAAUGUUAGAUAAUACAGACAGUGAUCCAUGUAUGCACAGAAAUCCUUCUAAGUUCAUAGGGAGAGUCCCACAAGGAAUUGUGAUAGGAUGCGAGACUCCCGAGGAACAGAAUGUUUUUAACUACUACAUCCUGGGUUCCCAAAAUAUUUAAACACUUCUGUGGAUUUCCCUAGUUCACUGUGAAUUUCAGUACGCUAAUGUUUGAUGACAUGAGGUUUAGGUCACAUUAAAUAACAGUACCUAUCUGUUAUGACCCAAAAGAAGUACUGAGAAGUGCAUUUGGCCGUACAGAGGUUCAAUCCCUUCCCUGUUUCUAUGUUGUAGUGGGGAAGAUACCUGUUGCAUCCAGCCACCUCCCAUUGAAAUUGAAUUGUUCAGCAUCUCCAUGUAUCUCACCAUGCUACUAGGUGCCUAUCUGCAGUGAUAGGUAUGUAAAUGCCUUUAAACAUUAGCUCUUUGUAUUUGCCUCUUCCUUUAAGUGUAUGUGCUACUAAUGUCUAAGGACUCUGAUUUGCAUAUUGGGCAAAAAAUAAAAUGAAGUAGUUGGAAAAUAUUUAGGAUGCAUAUUAAGGAGAAGUAUCUACAUCCGUAAGCUGGUGUAGGGAAGGUUCUGAUACCUCCUUCUUUGAAGAUUUUCAAGAGUUCAAAAAAUACCUGUCAGGGAUGAUACAAGUGUACUUAAACUUGCCUCAGAGAAAUAGCAGGGACUAGUCUCUCAGUCCUGUUCUGUAAUUUUCAUCGUAAGGCAUCCUGAGCUUCAGAAGAUGUUAUCUGUACACAGCUGUAGGAGUAAAGAUGUUCUAUCCUUCAAUUAGGUAUCAGAAGCAAUAUUUAAUGUUUAAAUUUACAUAAAAACUGCGAGCAGUAGAACAAGCUGUCUUUGUGAAGAAUUUUCUUUAGAGUAAAUGAAAGUUCCAGCACAAGACAGUAUCUUACAGAGAAUAACAAAAUGAAACCAGAUGUGUAAUUUAUUUAUUUAUUUUUUAAUUCCUGGUUUAGAUGUGUAGCAAUGGAUAUCUAAGCAACUUGCCUAUUAAAUUUCUUUCGUUUCUUCCAGACUGACUGUUGCAAAACUGAAAAAUACUAAAAUGUUUCAUUACUUGAAACAAAAUUACCAUUAUUUCAUGCAGGUUUUAAUUAAUCUGCCCACUGAGAAGGGAGAAAAAAAGUUUUUCCAUUAAAUAGUCUCAACUGAUUUGAACAAGGUGUAGUAACUUUUCAACAUUAUUGUUGCAAAACUAAGUGGAAUGUCAGUGCACAGAUAUAUAUUAUUUGUAAAGAUUAUGCUUCAUGCAUUAUAGUCACUAUAUAUGUGUGUGUUGGGGGGGUAUGUGUGUAUAUAACUAUAGUUCAAAAUCUGGUAAGUUGCCUCUGGAUUUUUUUCUUGCCGGAGUAUGCUCCUAUCAGUAAAUUCAAAGAGAAGGGUAGAAACACAUUUAUGGUACUAGAAAAUUAGACUUGUUCUUUAGUGUAGAAUGGAGUUUUGUAUUCAACAUUUGAAUUCAGCCCCUUCCUCAUGCGUCACACCCACAAUCAAACACACAUUUCAUUAUUUGACUUGAAAACUUUUACCUGCUCACAGCAGACUUUUUUUUCUUCUUUUUUUCAAGUGCUAUCAUUCCUCAGGGUAAAAGGUGGAUAAACAGAUAGUCUUCCUAGGCUGAUAAAUUGUCAUUGCAAUUUUGCAAGGCUGUUAAAUAUUUAUAUGUCUUAUGUGGAGAAAGAAAGCUGAUCAUAUCCUGCCAUUGUUCCUUGUUCAAGUCGUAAGUUGUUUGGCACUGGGACUUUUUAAUUAGAAUUUAUACAAAGGUAUAGGGGCCAAAGUAAAUAAGCAUCACUCAUAUACAAUUAGACAUAGCAAUUUGAUUGCAAAACGUUGGUACCAGAUGUCUAUGAAGAACAGACAAGUUAUUUUAUUUGAAGCAAAGUGAAAGGCAGCCAGUAAGACUCUAUUAUGUUAUGCUAAGAAAAAUUCAGAAACAGUGAGUUAAAUCCAUUGCACUGGCCCCUACAAUCAGAGCUCAGAUUCAUAUUAAAGGUCUCCUUCAUUAUUUUUUUUUUCCCUCUGAUCAGCUGAUCUGUCUUGAUAUGAAAUGGAUACAUAUAUAUGAACAAAUACAGCCAUUAAAAUCCAUUGCUGAAGCAUCUGUGUUUUUGUAGAUAUCCUCAUAUGUAAGAAAUGAGCAAGAAAUAACGUGGACAGCUUUCUUGAAUUGAAAUUGUUUUUGAAUUUGAAUUUGUUAAUAAAGAUCAUGAUAUUGUAUGUUGGCUGAGACAUCAGGGAAAAUGAAAUCUAUGUGGGUGUAGUUCUCCAGAAGGCAAAUGCUUCAUUUAGGAAGCAUCCUGUCAAAAAUGUGUAAAUGUGAGUGCAGGAAAUCUUGCUGAGUCAAGAUGAAACACACUGUGCCAAAACUUUCUUGUUCUCUGUGUCAGCACUGAUUAAAAUGUCCUCUGGAUGGUUAACUAUGGUAGUAAUUCAGAAGAUAUCCAGAAUAGCAAAAGAGAUUCAGAUAACAUUACGAUUCUUACUAAAGAGAGGUGAAGACAAGAGGUUGAAUUUGUAUUAAAAUACUUAUUUGUAUUAUACAAUAGGUAAAAUUCAGUUAAGCCAUGCAAUUCCUGAAAUAGUAUGCUUCCAAAUACAUGCACUUCAAUGAUUAAAGUUCACCUCAUCAUCAGCUUAAAAGCAUAUUUUGGGUAACUCAUCUAUGAGUUGCACUAAGAGUGAAGAGUAAUGUAUUGUAUAACAAUGCCUUACAACAACAUGAUAAAGUGAAUGUAACCAAACCAACCUUAAGUUUUAGAAGCCUUGGAUUCAAACAUUCAGGUUCCAAAACUGAACUGUAUUUUGUAUGCAUCAGAGCCUAAUUCCAUUAAAGGCAGUGGUCCAAGCUGCAGUGAUUUGAAGGGGAACAAAAAAAAGUUCUUCUUUCUUUAUGCACAUGCAUUUUUGAGCAAGAGCAAUUUGCAAUAAAAAUAUUUGACACCAAAAGAUGGGAAACUUUACUAGCUCUGUUUUUAAUGAGCUGUGAAAUCAAGUUCUGAAAUUUGGAUGUGGCUAUAUGUCAGUUUAAAGCAGACAAGUUUUGAGUGAUUUUAUUUCAAGGCAAAGCUGAAUGACAUCUCUGUUGAGAUUUUCUUAGAAGACCACAACAGAAAUGCAGUCCUGAAAACAUACAUUAAUGUUUUUACAAAUGGGAAAAUAAUUAAAAAUUCACUGGAGAAGAGUGAUGAUUAAAAGAGUGAAUAAAGCCAGCAAAGAAGUAUCAGCCCCAAUGAUGAAUGUCUCAGAAGGUUUUGCUUUGGAAGGUAACAAAUGUCCUAACGACCUUAUCUCUUUUCAGAUUUACUCUGAAAGAUGUUUCCUAUCAUAUUUUCUGGUCUAAGUUUUACUUGGGAUAUAGAAGCAGGGUGUAUAUAGAAGGGUCUCUGUGUGUAUGUGGAUGUUUGGUGAGAAUAAAAUAGAAAAAAAAAAGACCUAAAUGAAGCCUGAUGUCAAAACUACAUAGUAAUUCCAUCUCCAACAUUACAGCUUUUCUAGAUGGGUUUCAGAAUAAUUUAGAGCAAGAACUUUAUGGGAUGCUGGCAGGAGAGCAGUGGUGUGGGACUGUUCAGCCAUCAAGAAGAAAGAGAGCGCUUUGCUAUUCCUAGUCUUACAGAUGACAUUAAUUGGUAUUUAAAUAGUGCUCUUCUCAGGAACACAAAUAUAACAAAAAUGAAAGAAAGAUUGCUCUCACCAUGAGAGCAAUACAUUUAUUAUAGCUUUAUGCUAUAUAUAUAUAAAAAAAAAAAAGAUGAUGAAUGCAAGGAAACAUUAUUCUGCUCAAACCCCCAAAGAUGAGUCUAAAUGAUGCCCUUGGAGCUCAUGGCCAUUCACUUUUUGUUACAGGCUUGGCUUGAUUUAUAUUCUGACUAGCAACAAAGAAAGAAGACAGAGAGUGAGUGCUGGAAGAAAAAGCCAGUUAAUUAAUGCAAUCUAGGGAGAAAAUGCAGUAUACCUUGAAUUGAAAUCAUUAAACCUCACUGAGCUUCUGGGGAAAAAAAAAAAAAAA